Gambusia affinis (western mosquitofish) is the source of this 2289-nucleotide messenger RNA. RefSeq names its product plexin-C1-like. Lineage: Eukaryota; Metazoa; Chordata; Actinopteri; Cyprinodontiformes; Poeciliidae. The coding region runs from base 133 to 1140 and encodes 335 amino acids. The transcript is spliced from 10 exons. The record is from RefSeq and is a predicted model, not a curated record.
GAUGUCACCAUAAAGAUCAGCAUUGGGAAAUCUGAGCUGACAGAACAAAGAAAACUAAUCAACUGUUCAAGUAUUCAUGGACAACCAAGUCCUCAUCUGUGCCGACAGUGCUUCAGCUCUGGGUGCCAGUGGAUGGAGGACAGCUGUUCCUGGGCCAGUGAACUUACUCACAACACCCAGAAGGAUGUUUGCUUGGAGAUAGAAGCUGGGAUGAACAUUUCUAUACCAGAUGUCAUCUCUGUUACACCUAGUGUUGUGUCUCUGUAUGGGAAAAACCACGCUUUGUUGUCGGGUCAUAACCUGAACGACGUGAUCGGAGUGAGAAUCUCAACGCACAUGGACUGUAGUCCACAGGAAUCUCCUGUGUGGAACAACACUGGUGUCAGUUUGACCUUUCACAUCCCCACCACUGAAACUAGAAGAGUGGUCAAAAUGUGUGUUCUUCUGCCUGAUGGUAGUUGCCACGGAAACACUAAAAUCUCCUAUCAGUCGUCACCAGUCUGCACUGACAUAGUACCUCGGAGCAGCUGGAGGAGUGGGAAGAGGAAGGUCAAACUCAUUGGGACACACCUGGAGUUUGUGGAUGGGCUGAUGCAGAGCCACGCCCAGCAUCAAGUGUUGCUUCCCAGGAACCGCAGCAGUCAGGAGACUCUCACCUAUGAUACGCCUACAGCAGAAAACAGUCAGAUUUGCUGCAGCACCGUUUUUAUGAAAGUGGCCAAUCAAACAGUGGCCUGUUUGGUCAAACUAACGUACUAUCCUGAUCCCGAGUUUACUGGCUUCACUACGGAGAGGCUGGGAAAUGAUGCCCGCGUUGUUAUUCAUAAAAGUUCAGAUAAACUGGAGAUGACAGCAGCAGAGUUGUUGGUGUGGGUUGAAGGUGAAAAACAAUAUCCCUGUAUCAAAGUCCUGGAAAACCAUAACAAAACAGACUCCUUUAUCUGUGACAUCCAAGGAGUUAACAAUACUAACUUCAGGGCUAUAAAGAUCAUAUAUGGUGACACAACUGUGUGGAUGCAGACUCUGACUUCAUUACAUCUGGGCCUUCUGAUUCUACAUUUUCUUCUCAAAUGUUCUAUUCUUACUGUGCUGGUGGUUUUCUGUCAGUGGCAAAAGAAACAAGCAAGUUCUGAUUACUGAUCAUUUCUCAGCCAAAGGAUCACUGAGAACAAGUACAGCCCAAGGAUUCUGAAUGUGUACAUCAUGAUCUUUGCUUUGUCUUUACAUUUUUAAACGCUACAGUGUCUUCUAGCAUCCUUCUGUAUCAUCCAAAUGAAUCCACCCUGAACCGUAAGUGAACUAAAUGGCUGAACAGAACACCUAGGUUGAACUGCCUUCAGAAAAGUCACUGAAAGCACUCGCUAUAAAAAUACAAAGACAACCUCCAGAAAGUCAUAGAUUAUAAUUUGUGUUACCAUGACAACUGACACAACUAUACAUUACUGUCAACACAUGACCGCUGUCCCUUUUAGUCAGUGUGUUGAUUUCGAUGAGUGGAUGGACCAGAACCUCCUCCAGUUUGAGAAAACAAAGUUGUCAUUAUUUGGGGUCAUGAAAAUAUGAGGUUAGAAAUCAAUACUCCGUUAGACAUUAUGAGGAUUAAAAUGAAAAAUUCUAGAAAUCUAUUUGUGCCUAUGUAGUUAAGUUUACUUUAAAAACUUUUUACUGUAUUGCCCAACUUAAAAAUAAUUGCUGGGGUUAGAGAUUUCCUGUCAAAUAUAACUGGUGAGUGUUUAAAUUUUUUUUAUGAAUUAUUUUAAUGUCUUUGAAGAUUCACAUAUCUGCAGCGCAUCCAGAAUGCUGCUGCCACAGUCCUGACCAAACACAGGAAACCAGAUCAUAUGAUAUCUGAGUUAUUAUAUUACUGCACUGGCCCACUUCUUAGAAAAUUAUAUAUUUUUAAAGUGCAUUAUAGGAUUAGACUAGUCAGGAGUGAAAACAAUGACAGAAGCGGUAAAAAAAAAAAAAGGGUUUUAUUUUGGUGUUUUUAAUCUUAUAUUAGCUGUUCGUUUUUUUAUAUAUAUAUUUUUGUAUAAUUCUUACAACUAUGUAUUUAUUGUACCACAUAUUUUAUUCUAGUUAAUCUUAAGUACUGCCCUUUUUUUAAAUACUGAAAAGUACUUAAAAUUCAUUUUAAGUACUUUUGUGUACACUUUGUGUAUGAAUGGUGGUAUUGGUGACCUGUUCAGAUGGGCACUACUACCCCUGACCUGCAAAGACAAGCAUGUUGGCUAAUGGAUGGAUGGGAAAAUAAUGAAUAAUGGUAUAAAAAUAAACUUGCCUUGCAAA